AGGAGGCACGGGCGCGCGCUGGGCGGCGACGGAGCUGCCUGAGAGGGGCGGUGGGGGCGCCGGCGAAGACGGCUCACGGCGCAUGCGCAGCCGUUUGGGCGCGUCCUCUGAGGGGUCCGAAGAAGAAGCGGCGGCAGAGGCCGGAAAGACCCUCUCCUUGGCCACUGCCCUCCAUGAAAUGCCAGAGGGGAAAGAGGACCAAAUUAUCCCGCUCCUUGCUCCAGCUCUGAAAAGAAAACCCUCGGCUGGAGAUAGCUGAUGUGCUGCCGAUCCGCCUCUCAAGCGUUCUAGUCCUCAAAAAGCCCAAACGACAAAGAGCAUUGGAGCCCUUCCUCACGCAAGCCCAAUGGGACGAUUUUCCAGCAAGGUCUGGAAUUGGACCUCUUUUUUCUACGCCCUUCACCGUUCCUGAUUUUUUUUUUCCCUCUCCUCCCUGACAAACCCCCCCUCCCCAUCUUUUUUUUUUAAAGAAAAAAAAAAUCUUUCUGGCAAACCCAGUCCAGUUACUUCAUAGGGACUAGUCUCCUUCCCUCUGUCCUCGCCUGAAUGGACAGGGAGACUUUUGCGUGUGCCACAAAGUUUUUCCGCGACUACAGCGGCCCGACUCGGGGCGCCGCCUGCCAGCCUCACGACCAUGUGGACUACAUCGAGAAGCCGGAGACGUUCACAUACGCGGAUUUUUUCAAGGAUUACUUGAUCCCCAACGAUCCUUGCGUCUUCUCCGCGAAGUUCACAGAGGGCUGGGUCAGCCGGAGGAAGUGGGUCACGCCGGACGGGAAACCCAACUUGGAUUACCUCCUGCGAACGUUCGGCGAGGCUGUAGUCCCUGUGGCCAACUGCGAUGUCAAGGAAUACAAUUGUAACCCAAAGGAACAGCUUAAGCUCAAGGAAUACAUAAGCUAUUGGAAGGAACACAUUAAAAAAAGCUAUCGCUCCACCCGCGGCUGCCUUUACCUCAAGGAUUGGCAUCUGCAAAGGACAUUUCCGGAUCAGGAGGUCUACACCACGCCCAUCUAUUUCUCCUCUGAUUGGUUGAAUGAAUACUGGGAAGCCAUCGCUGUGGAUGACUACCGGUUUGUCUACAUGGGACCUAAAGGCUCAUGGACGCCCUUCCACGCCGACGUCUUCCGCUCUUACAGCUGGUCGGCCAACAUCUGCGGCAAAAAGAAAUGGCUAGUUUUCCCCCCAGGCCAAGAAGAGUUUCUAAAGGACCGCCACGGCCACCUGCCAUUCGACAUCACAGCUCCCGACUUGAAGAAUGGCUCCUUGUAUCCCCGCUACGCUCAGAGCAGCCCUCCGGUCGAAAUCAUACAGGAAGCUGGUGAGAUAGUCUUCAUCCCGAGCGGUUGGCAUCAUCAGGUUUACAAUCUGGAAGACACCAUCUCCAUCAACCACAACUGGGUGAACGGAUGCAACGUGGCCAUUAUGUGGAGCUUCCUCCAGGACGAACUCGCCGCCGUCCAGCGGGAGAUCAAAGAAUGGAAAGAGACCAUGGAAGACUGGCACCUGCAAUGCCAGGUGCUGAUGAAGUCCUACACUGGCAUCGACUACAAAGAAUUCUACAACUUCCUGAAGAUCAUUGCGGAAAAUCGCAUUUUCGUGCUGGAGCACCACCACUCGGAAGACGAUGCCUCCAAGCGUUCCUCCAGGGCCGCCCUCUCCAGCCUGGGGAUGCUUCACGCGGUGUUCGACCUGAAAAGGACCGCAAAAGUCUUGGCCUCCUUGAACGCCAACGAAGAAUUCAAGAAGCUGAAACCCGACGCCCUCUCGCCGCCCCCGCAGGCUCUCUUGCACCGUCUGAAAGCUGCAAUCGACACUGCCCUCCUCUGAAAGCCUCCCUGGCGAGCAUCUUUUGAUUUGCAAAUGGCCUUUCCUUUGCAAGAUGGCUGCAUGUGAAUAUUAUCCUCUUCUUCUUCUUUUUCCCCCCUUUCAAUCGCCCCUUUUAAAAGUCUCCAGCACAAAAAUUAUUAUUAUUAUUUUGAGGAGAUCAACGGGUAACGCAGAGGUAGAUUUUUAGAUAAUUUAAAAAGUAAAGGAGUCCGUAUAAGUUUUACAGGUAAUCCUCGGCUUAUGACCACAGCUGAGCCCAAAGUUUCCACAGACACUUGUUAAGUGGUGAAUUUGGGCCCAUUUUAUGAUUUUUCUCACUGCUGUUGUUCAGUUAGUAAUCCGGUUGUUAAGUGAAUCUGGCUUCCCGGUUGAUUUUGCUCAUCCGAAGGUCGCAAAAGGGGAAUCAGGUGACCCCGGGACACUGUGACCGUCAUAAAUAAGGGUCAGUUGCCAGGCGUCUGAAUUUUGAUCAUGAUGCUGCAAUGGCCGUAUAUAUGAAAAACGGUCAUAAGCCACUUGAACGGUCACUAAAUGAACAGUUGUAAGUCAAGGACUAUCUGUACUCUGCUAGUUGUAGAUGAAUUUAGGAGGUGAACUAGGGAAUUUAAGGGCGGGGGGGUAGGAAAUGUUGCUGAAAAGCAAAGAGUCAAAUUCGAGGGUACGAGGGAGUUAUAUUCGCUCCCCGAAAACUCGCUUCCUGAAGAAAUAGGACUAGAGUAUUCUUGAGUUACUGCUACUUACUGAAUUUAAAUCUGGCCGAAUCAAAAUUCUGAAUAAAUAUCUAUAUCUAUCCAUAGAAGCUUAUACUCCUGGCACCUUUGCUUCGUUUGAUUCUUUGGGCCGGCGGAAAAGAGCCUUAAGAUGGAGCACACAGACGAGAAAAGAAAGGACAAAUGAAAAAAGUCUCAUAUUUAUUGCUUGAAGCCAAUUUUUUUUCCCCUCGGCGCUGCGUGAAUGUGAGAGAGCAAUUAGGAAUUUUCAGCUCAGGCAUAGCAUAUCAACUUUUCAGGGAUCGGCCGAAGAUUGUGGUGGGUCUUAGCCGGCUCAAGCUGGACGGUGGACAAGGGCUUCCACUUUUUCUUACUAAGCCAUGUUCGCUUUCUCCGCCUCAAGGGCUGCCUCUCACUUUGCCUUUCUGCUUUGAGUUCAAGACGUUUUCGAAAUCAGCCGGGAUUGUCGGUUUUUUUCCCUUCUUCUUCGUUUUCGUAAACCAAGAUUUCCUGAAAUCCUUCUCGGUGGCUUCCAGGCCUGGAGCAGAACCACCCCUGGUGAAUUCAAGAGACGAGGAGGACAAAGAACAUCAAAUCGGAGGGUUGCAAGGGACCUUGGAGGUCUUCUAGUCCAACCCCCCCCAGGAACAAAGGCUUUGAAGGACUUUUCUCCGAGGCCCAACCUUCUCUCUUCCUCCUUGAUCAGAUGUGAUGGGCGAACAUGGAGACUUUGCUCAAGCUAUGAGUGGGAGAAAGGAAAGAGGAGGUGGUCCUUCAAACACGAGGAAACAGACUAAAUCUCCACAACAGUUGCUCGGAGGAAGGGCGUCCCUUCCUUUAAAAAAGGACAGCACAAAAUUUACUGUACAUUUUAGGAAUGAUCCAUGGUGUCCUCUGAGCUGGGUGGUUUUCUUGCAGACAUUUCAUGACCCAACUAGGUAACAUCAUCAGGGCUAGAAGGAAUUGCAUGAGAAGAAAGGGAGGACGACGAUUGUGAAAUCCUUGGUGCUCUCUCAGAAAUGUCUAUAUUGUUCCAGACAUUUCAUGAACAAACUAGGUAGUAUCAUCAGUGCUAGAAGGGAAAGGGAUGUGUGGAGAGGAGGAAGAGGGGGACUUUCUUGAAACCUCUGCAAGAAAUUCCCGAGUUCAGAGAACACCAAAGACCCCACAGUCAUCGUCUUCUCUACAAACCUUCCUUCUAGCACUGAUGAUGUUACUUAGUUGGGUCAAGAAAUGUCUGCGAGAAAACCCACCAAGAGCCCCACAUUUCAUCCCUGAACAUAGUUAUAGGAUACGAGCUUCGAUGCUAUGGCUAAGUGUAACUAGUCCAUAUGCCAUAAGGGCUCAAAACUACUCGUAGGAUGUCCCUUUGGGGGUGUCUGUAGAACCCUCCCCACCUCUAUAGAGGCUUCCUUCUCAAUGGGGACUGGCUGGGACCUGGUCUUCCUCUUAGCUGUAGUCCAUUAAAUGUCCACUUUGACCUUUCCUGGUGGGGGCCCCUGUUUUAACCCUGAGCUGAAGUGGACCCCCACCCCCUUCCCCCCAAGUGUUUUGCCAGAGCAUCUGGAGAUCUUGAUAAAAUCGCACAUUGAGGGGAAAAAAAAGAGAUAAUAAAUGAAUUAAACGUU
Messenger RNA from Ahaetulla prasina, 4168 nucleotides. It is a transcript of the gene JMJD4, whose product is annotated as jumonji domain containing 4. The record is from RefSeq and is a predicted model, not a curated record. NCBI's taxonomy places the organism in Eukaryota, Metazoa, Chordata, Lepidosauria, Squamata, Colubridae. The coding region runs from base 547 to 1830 and encodes 427 amino acids. Gene Ontology annotation, molecular function: sequence-specific DNA binding; histone H4R3 demethylase activity. Gene Ontology annotation, cellular component: nucleus; cytoplasm. Gene Ontology annotation, biological process: protein hydroxylation; positive regulation of translational termination; negative regulation of gene expression. The transcript has 7 exons.